AUGCCCCAUCACAGGACUCUCUUGAAGCACUUCCCUUCCCUGCAGUCUCUCAACCUCUCCAGCAAUGCCAAGCUCAUGCUGAGCCCAGCAGUCUUCUCCAACCUCGGGGCGCUGCGUCUGCUGGACCUGAGCAGCUGCAGCAUCACCCACAUUCAUGAGGACACUUUCAAGGGCCUGGGAAACUUGCACACCCUGCUUCUAAGAAACAACAGCUUGCAAGAGCUUGAUGUCCCUUUCCUUUUGCCGCUGAAGGCUCUUUUCCACCUGGACCUGCAGCACAACGCGCUGGUCUCUGUGGACCCUUGGAGCCUGCAGCUGUUGGAGAUGGUCCCACAAGUCCAUCUGGAAGGGAACCCCUGGGCCUGCGACUGCAGCGCGCACACUCUGCAGCAGUGGCUGCAGCGCAGGCGAGCUGUGCAGGUGACCUGCGUGUCCCCCCCAGAGCUGAGGGGCCAGGAGAUCGCAGCUCUGGAUUCUCAGGACCUGGGCUGCCAGGUUAAGCAGCGGUUUGCUCGUGCGCUCACCACACCACAGAAUAUCACAGUGACUGAGAACAACAGCACUGCACUGCCUGCUGGGAAGGGGGGAAGGAGCUGGCCAUACCUGGUGGGAUUCCUGGUGACAGCGAUUGGCAUCUCCAUCCUGAUUGCACUGGCUGCCAAGUGCAAGCUUGCCCACAAGAACUUCGCCAGCUACCGCCACCGGCCGCUGCCUGAAAUCAGCUCCAUCGGACGCAGCCCCAUGGAGGAUACUGAGGAUGAUGAUGGCUUCAUCGAGGACAACUACAUCCAGCCCAGUGAGCAGCUGCCAACAAAAGAGGAGCGGGAGUUGCAUCGCUCCAUCUGA
Molecule: messenger RNA, 846 nt
Organism: Agelaius phoeniceus (red-winged blackbird)
Lineage: Eukaryota; Metazoa; Chordata; Aves; Passeriformes; Icteridae
Source: RefSeq, a predicted model, not a curated record